This is a messenger RNA of Venustampulla echinocandica, 1956 nucleotides long. RefSeq names its product Nucleolar GTP-binding protein 1. The record is from RefSeq and is a predicted model, not a curated record. The coding region runs from base 1 to 1956 and encodes 651 amino acids. The transcript has 3 exons. Gene Ontology annotation, biological process: ribosomal large subunit biogenesis. Gene Ontology annotation, cellular component: nucleolus. NCBI's taxonomy places the organism in Eukaryota, Fungi, Ascomycota, Leotiomycetes, Helotiales, Pleuroascaceae. Gene Ontology annotation, molecular function: RNA binding; GTP binding; GTPase activity.
AUGAAGACCACUUGGAAGGAUAUCCAGCCUGUUCCGACAUCCCAGGAAUUCCUCGAUAUUGUUCUCAGUCGGACUCAGCGGCGACUGCCCACGCAGAUUCGAGCCGGUUUCCAGAUAAGCAGAAUCAGAAAUUUCUACACUAGAAAAGUGAAAUUUACUCAAGAGACCUUCACAGAGAAGAUUUCCCUCAUCCUCGAUGGCUUCCCACGGUUACAAGAUAUCCACCCGUUCCACAAAGAUCUCCUGAAUACCCUCUACGAUGCCGACCACUUCCGGAUAGCCCUCGGUCAGCUGUCGACGGCCAAACAUCUCAUCGAAAUUGUCUCGAGAGAUUAUGUUCGUCUUCUCAAAUAUGCGCAGUCCCUCUUCCAAUGCAAACAACUCAAGCGGGCUGCGUUAGGUCGGAUGGCCACCAUCUGCCGGAGGUUGAAAGAUCCCCUACUUUAUCUCGAUCAAGUCAGGCAGCAUCUUGGUCGUCUUCCCUCGAUCGAUCCUAACACGAGAACGCUACUCAUCUGCGGGUAUCCGAAUGUGGGGAAAUCGAGCUUUUUGAAGAGCGUUACCAGAGCCGAUGUGGAUGUACAGCCAUAUGCUUUCACCACUAAGAGUUUGUUCGUUGGGCAUUUCGACUACAAGUACCUUCGAUUCCAGGCGAUCGAUACCCCUGGUAUCCUUGAUCAUCCCCUAGAGGAGAUGAACACCAUUGAGAUGCAGUCUAUCACCGCGAUCGCACAUCUCCGGUCCGCCAUCUUAUACUUCAUGGAUCUUUCCGAGCAGUGCGGAUAUACCGUUCAGGCCCAGAUGCAGCUUUUCCAAAGCAUCAAGCCGCUUUUCGCGAACAAACUCGUUUUCAUCGUCAUUAACAAGAUUGAUGUAACCCGACCAGAAGAUCUAGACGAGGAAACCCAAGCACAACUGCAGGCUCUCCUGAAGCCAGGCGAUGUUGAAAUGUUGCAGCUCUCAUGUACCACCGCGGAAGGCGUCCAGGAAGUCAAGAAUGCAGCUUGUGAGCGGUUAAUUGCCGACCGCGUGGCGCAAAAGCUCAAGUCGGGAACAAACAGCAGUGGUGCAGUCGGUGGGAGAUUAGGAGAUGUCCUCAACCGAAUCCACGUUGCGAGACCAAUGGAUGGCGUGGUCCGAGAGCCAUUUAUCCCUGAAGCCGUGAAGAAUAUGAGAAAGUUCGACAAGGAUGACCCAGAUCGACCAAAGCUGGCCCGGGAUAUCGAAGAAGAGAAUGGAGGUGCGGGUGUCUAUAACGUAGACUUGAAAGACAAAUACCUCCUCGCAAACGACGAGUGGAAGCAUGACAAGAUCCCCGAAAUCCUUGAUGGUAAGAACUUCGCCGACUUCAUCGACCCAGACAUCGCAGCCAAGCUCGCCGCGUUGGAAGAAGAAGAAGAGAAGCUCGAGACAGAGGGAUAUUAUGACUCUGACGAAUCCAUCGAGGACGCCGAAGAUGCAGACAUCCGCAUGAAAGCCGAGCUGAUCCGCGAGAAGCAAACCUUGAUCCGUAACGAGGCCAAGAUGAAGAAAUCGCUGAAGAAUCGCGCCAUGAUCCCCCGUACUGCCACCCGUAUGAAACUCUCGGAUAUGGAGGACCAUCUCGACUCCCUCGGAAUCGACACCACUGCCAUCGCCGAGCGUGCCCGCUCGCGCUCUCGUGGCCGCAGUGUGGUCCGUAGCCGCACUGGUACGGAGGAUGUCAUGGAUAUCGAUUCACCAGAUUAUGAAGCCAAGAUGAGGGCUAAGAGCAGGGCGAGAAGCCAGAGCAAUAGACGUGAUGAUGGUGUUACGAAUGAGGUUGCCAGGAGCAAGGCGGAUAGGGCACAGAAGCUCGGUCAAAGAAAGAUGAAUCGUAUGGCUAGGCAGGGUGAGGCGGAUAGGCAUGUUGCUGCAGCCAUGCCGAAGCAUUUGUUUUCCGGCAAGCGCGGCAUGGGCAAGACAAACAGUCGUUAA